Bubalus bubalis (water buffalo) is the source of this 1131-nucleotide messenger RNA. Its product is annotated as cAMP-regulated phosphoprotein 19-like. The transcript has a single exon. Gene Ontology annotation, molecular function: protein phosphatase inhibitor activity. Gene Ontology annotation, cellular component: cytoplasm. Lineage: Eukaryota; Metazoa; Chordata; Mammalia; Artiodactyla; Bovidae. The record is from RefSeq and is a predicted model, not a curated record. The coding region runs from base 86 to 376 and encodes 96 amino acids.
GAGGCAGAACUGGAGAAGCGGAGUAAGAGGGAGCAGUACGUCUGCGGAAGUCCCCGAGGCAGCCUCCGCGGAGGAGCAGAAGGAAAUGGAAGAUAAAGUGACUAGUCCAGAGAAAGCUGAAGAAGCAAAAUUAAAAGCAAGGUAUCCUCAUCUGGGACAAAAGCCUGGAGGUUCCGAUUUUUUAAGGAAACGAUUGCAGAAAGGGCAAAAAUAUUUUGAUUCUGGGGAUUACAACAUGGCUAAAGCAAAAAUGAAGAACAAGCAACUUCCUACUGCAACCCCGGAUAAGACAGAGGUCACUGGAGACCACAUUCCCACUCCACAGGACCUUCCUCAACGGAAACCAUCUCUUGUUGCUAGCAAACUGGCUGGCUGAUUAAAAAGAGCUGAACUGCAUGAAUCUUCUAAUUCCCAUUAUUUCUCCUUAAUAUGUUAUCCUCUGCUUUUUAUUUCCUUUUACUCCCUAUGUCAUUUGAGAGUGAUGGCUUUGCAGGUAGCGGUAGUGUGUGCUGCUAUUUUAAGGGAAUAUACAUGUGUAGAGUUUUUGAUUAGUUUAACAGUGCACUGAUGAAAAGAACAUGUUAGAGCAACAUAAAGUAAUCUACUUGAAAAUAAUUGUAUAUAUUACCUAACUCCUAGUGUAGGGCUGGAUCCAACAAGUAACUAACAAGUUUUGCAGUUUUAAUGUUGGCUUUCUUUAAUUCAUCUUAAUUAUAGCUUUGUAUGUUACUCUUACUUAAUAUAACCUCUACUGUUUGUUUCUUCUGGAUUUUCCUUUUGGGUUUUGUAAACAGAAGUUUAAGACCACAAGUUAGAAGAGAGGUCACAUAUUUCAAACACAAAUAAAAGGGGCUCCAAAAGAUUUGUAUCCUGUGCUUGAACGUGAAUGGCCUUAAAUCUGUUUCAGCUUUAACAAUAGAAUUUUACUUGGGCAAUAUUUGCCCAUUCUGGUGUAACUUACGUGACUCUAUUGCUUAACAGCUGCUGUUGAAGCUAGUAUUCUUAUUCAGUUCUAUAGUGUUCAGAAUACCUUUUGUCAUUGAAGAUGUGAAUGAAGCGUGCAUGUGCAUCGACUGUUGAAUUCACUUUUGUGCCAUUUUUGUAAAUACAAUAGUUUUGCACAACCUCUCA